Messenger RNA from Penicillium daleae, 846 nucleotides. Its product is annotated as lipase family protein. NCBI's taxonomy places the organism in Eukaryota, Fungi, Ascomycota, Eurotiomycetes, Eurotiales, Aspergillaceae. Gene Ontology annotation, biological process: lipid metabolic process. The transcript is spliced from 2 exons. The coding region runs from base 1 to 846 and encodes 281 amino acids. The record is from RefSeq and is a predicted model, not a curated record.
AUGAAGAUUCUUUCUAUAUCGCACACUCUCGUCCUGUCUCUGGCUGCAAGACAAGGUCUAGCUGCCGUCACGCAGGGUAUUCCUGAUACAAUCUACAGCCGGCUGGUUGAGAUGGCCACGAUCUCGCAAGCUGCCUACGCAAACUUGUGUAAAAUUCCCUCGACCAUUACCACGGUGCAGAAGAUAUACAAUGCCCAGACUGACAUCAACGGAUGGGUUCUUCGCGAUGAUUCACGGAAAGAAAUCAUUACCGUCUUUCGCGGUACUGGCAGUGCUGUAAACCUGCAGCUCGAUACCAACUACACUCUUGCUUCUUUCCAAACCAAUCCCAAAUGCGUCGGUUGCUUUGUGCAUGGCGGAUACUAUCUUGGUUGGGUCUCAGUCAAGGAUCAGGUCGAGUCGUUUGUCCAGGAGCAGGCCAGACAGUAUCCGGAUUAUGCACUGACGGUCACGGGCCACAGUCUUGGUGCCUCGAUGGCAGCCAUCACUGCUGCUCAGCUAUCUGCCACAUAUAGUCGCGUUAAAUUAUACACCUUUGGUGAACCGCGAACUGGCAACUCAGCCUUCGCGUCAUAUAUGAAUGCGCAUUUUCAUUCUACAGACCCCGCGGCGACCCAGUACUUCCGGGUCACCCAUGCUAAUGACGGCAUUCCGAACUUGCCCCCAACUGCCCAGGGUUAUGCUCAUUCGGGUGUGGAAUUCUGGAGUGUUGAGCCCCAUAACGCCCAUAACACUUAUAUCUGCACCGGAAACCAGGUCCAGUGCUGCGAGGCCCAGGGCGGUCAGGGUGUGAAUGCUGCUCAUGUUACUUACUUUGGGAUGAGUAGCGGAGCUUGCACCUGGUAG